AUGUAUGAGAACCCAUCAUGUCCGGAGUCUUGGCAUUACUGGGGAAACUCAUGCUACAUGAUCACUGAGACGACAUUUACCUGGGCAGAUGCUAAAGAUGAGUGUAGAAACCUGGGUGGUGUUCUUGGUGUACCGAGCUCUGAUCAAGAAAAUGAGUUUAUACUGCAACUGGUUAAACACAAAGAACCAGUAUGGCUCGAUUGUAACGAUCAAGAGGUGGAGGGGAACUGGAAGUGCAGAGAAGGUAACGUGGAAGUCGCUUACAGAAACUGGUAUUCUACUGAACCGAAUAAUCAGGAAGGAGAUGAAGAUUGUGCAGCCUUGAAUAAGGGGCUUGGAAAUGAGAACCAAUGGCAUGAUGGGAGUUGCAGCAGAGAAGAAAGAGCUCUUUGCAAAAUGGCUGACAGACCACUCCUUCACGUGUGA
This is a messenger RNA of Asterias rubens (European starfish), 426 nucleotides long. RefSeq names its product alpha-N-acetylgalactosamine-specific lectin-like. The record is from RefSeq and is a predicted model, not a curated record. Lineage: Eukaryota; Metazoa; Echinodermata; Asteroidea; Forcipulatida; Asteriidae. The transcript has a single exon. Bases 1 to 426 code for a protein of 141 amino acids.